This is a messenger RNA of Ipomoea triloba (trilobed morning glory), 1128 nucleotides long. RefSeq lists its product as uncharacterized. NCBI's taxonomy places the organism in Eukaryota, Viridiplantae, Streptophyta, Magnoliopsida, Solanales, Convolvulaceae. The record is from RefSeq and is a predicted model, not a curated record. The transcript has 2 exons. Bases 382 to 768 code for a protein of 128 amino acids.
GCCAGAAUUCUACCUGAACUGGGAAUCAUAUUCAGAACCCUCCAAAAUAUUUGCUUCAGUGUUUCUGUAUAUUUCUUGGGAAAAACAAUAUCUUUUUCCUCUCUGCUUUAAUUACAUUUGGAUUGAGUAUAAAAGCAGCAAAAAGUUAUUCUUUUUUUUGUUCUUGGGAGGAGUUACAUGAAUUUCUGGACCUUGGGUAAUUGGUGUGAUGAAGUGCAGAGAAUUGUGUUCUGAUUCCUUGAAAGAGUGUUAGUUAAUUGCAGUUUUCUUGGAAUUACAAUUACCCAUAUUAGACAAUUGGGGUUUUUUGUUGUUUUUUUCCAAGAGAUUUUGUUGUUGUUCUUGAUUUGUGUUGUGUGUUAAGAUGAGGGUUGUUUCUUGAUGAAGCAAAGCAAGGUGAGAAGGGUGUUAUCUUGCAAGAUUCAUUGCCCAUUCAUCUGUUUCUGCAACCCCUCUGCUGCUCAUCACCACCUUUACACCACCACCCACCCCCAUUUGAAGGUGAAAAAUACCCAUACUGUCCCUGCUUCUGGGCAGUUGUGUGGGGAGGGCAAAGAUGUCAAAGAAGUGAGGCAAGAAGGUGAGAGUGGUGGCAUUAGGAGCUGCAUUAGAAAAUCAACCCCAGAGGAGAUUGAAAGGAAGAGGGUACAAUGGGUGGAUGAUGUAGGUCAACAACUUGCUCAGAUCAAGGAGUUUGAAUCAAGUGAAACAGGUGAGACCGAGAACGAAGAGGAAAACAGAAGAAGCUGUCUUUGCUUCAUUCAUUGAUGAUGCUAAACAUUUACAAUAAUGAAAUGAAAUGGCUUGACAGCAAAUGGUUGAGCCGGUGAGGGUGGUCGAGAGCAGCCAUACCGGUGGGUAAAAAAGGUUUCUUCGUUUCACUUCAAUCCCCGUGUUGGCUGCCUGACAUUUGAUGAUCUUCACAGAUAGAUAAAUUAUUCUCAACUUCAGAUCAGAGCCAUAAUCCUCAUGCUUUUUAUCUGCCUGCAUUUUUUCCAGUUUCUGCAAUAAUUUUUUCUUGCUCAAUGUAAAUUAGGUCAUUAGGGAAAAUUCAUCUGCACCAAUCUUUGUGUGUAACUGGACUUCAUUGUUUCACUGAAAAUAAAAUGUCACUUCAUCUCUUCCUAA